CAACAGUGUAAUUAAAAAAAAAACAAACAGGGACAGGAAUUACAGGAAAGCACGUGUGAAAACACUGAAGCCAAAAUUCGCAAGAAACAAAAGAUUUUAAAUGGAUAACAAUUACAUUUUAACUGAUAGUGGCCCAUUGAAGGCUCCUUCAAAGCCGUCGGUGUGGAGUUUAAAAUUCUUUAAGACGAAAUUUAAAAUCCAAGUUAUGUACAUGGGUGACAUGGAAAUGGAGUUUGACAUGGUAGGCGUCGAACCCUCCCUGGCUAAUGCAUUCCGUAGGAUCCUCUUGUCGGAGGUUCCAAGUAUUGCUAUUAAAGAGGUCCACAUGUACAUGAAUACCUCGGUGAUUCAAGACGAAGUUCUUGCACACAGAAUAGGCCUCAUUCCAUUCAAAGCCAACCCUCACCAAUUUGAAACUCAACAAGAAGGCGCUGCUCCAUCAGAACAAGACACACUGGAGUUUGAAUUAAAAAUCAAGUGUACCAAAAACAACAAUGCCACAGCAAAGUCCACCGAGCUAGCUGACCUGUACAAAAACCAUGCAGUUUAUAGCAAAAGUAUCAAAUGGUUGCCAAUGGGAGACCAGGAGAAAAUGUUCAGUGCGGCUGACGUUGGUCCGGUUUUCGACGACAUCCUUAUUGCUAAACUGAGACCAGGACAGGAAAUAGAGAUGAAAAUGCUUGCUGGGAAAGGCUGUGGAAAAGAUCACGCCAAAUAUUCUCCUGUGUCCACAGCGUCCUACAGGCUGCUUCCAACUAUUGAGUUGACACGUGAAAUCGAAGGAGACGCAGCUCAUAGACUUCAAAAAUCAUUCAGUCCUGGAGUGAUCGAAGUUGUGGAAAAGAAAGGAAAAUCCAUUGCAAAGGUGAAAAAUGCAAGGUACGACAACGGCAGUCGAAAUUACAUGUUGCAUCCUGAUUUGGCAUCAUUUGUCAAGGUUGGCAGAGUUCCAGACCACCACAUUUUCACUAUUGAAUCUGUUGGUGCUAUGGAGCCGGAAGCCUUAUUUCUAGAUGCUGUUAAAGUUCUCAAAACAAAAUGUACAAAUUUGCUAGCAGAAUUGGACAAAUGUUCCUAAACGUGGCAAACUACUUUUUUUUAAUUAAAAGUUUUGUGUUUAACCAUUGAAAAGCCGGUGUAUAAUUUAUUUCGGUCCACUCAUUUGCCUGUAUUUUGCACUGGAACAAGCAUCAUUAAUCACAAUAAGCCUUUUAAUGAGCGGGCGCCAUGCAUGUAAUUGUUUUCAGACUGCAUAUGCCCUUGAACCGCCUGCACCAUAAUUUGCAUGCAUUUGUUUAGCCAGCGCGGACUUCCCUUCUAGCACUACGAACCGUGAAAAUUUGCUUUU
Neocloeon triangulifer is the source of this 1348-nucleotide messenger RNA. It is a transcript of the gene Polr1C, whose product is annotated as DNA-directed RNA polymerases I and III subunit RPAC1. NCBI's taxonomy places the organism in Eukaryota, Metazoa, Arthropoda, Insecta, Ephemeroptera, Baetidae. The record is from RefSeq and is a predicted model, not a curated record. Gene Ontology annotation, biological process: DNA-templated transcription. The coding region runs from base 101 to 1078 and encodes 325 amino acids. Gene Ontology annotation, cellular component: RNA polymerase I complex; RNA polymerase III complex. Gene Ontology annotation, molecular function: DNA binding; protein dimerization activity. The transcript is spliced from 8 exons.